AUGGAUCUGACGGUCAGAUCCAAUAACUAUAGUGUGCAUUAUAAAGUUAAAGCUGGCAGACUUAUUCGCUCGCUGUCCUCUGAGAAAGAGAGCGCUUUGAUUCACAUUCCGCUGGGCUGCUCCGUCAUCUGCAAACCUGUAAAUGUCAGCAAUUAUUUAGACACACGCUCCGUUCUCCGCCGGCUGCAUCGACUAUCUGCCACUCGAGGUUCCAGCUGUCCUAACACCAGCGCCCUUCAGGAGGUGCGCGACUGUAAUGAGCAUCCCUGCAUCGUGUAUCACUGGCAGACGGGGCCCUGGGGACAGUGCGUGGAGGACACCACCACAUCCACCCUCAACACCUCCUCCAGCGCGGACAGGUCCACCUGCACCAUGGGUGUUCAAACGCGCAAGGUCAUCUGCGUAAAAGUCAACGUCGGACAGGUGCCGCCCAAAAAAUGUCCUGAAGCCCCCCGGCCGGAGUCAGUGAGACCCUGUCUGCUGCCCUGCAAGAGAGACUGUAUAGUCACAUCCUUCAGUGAAUGGACAGAGUGCCCCACUUCCUGUGAAGCAGGUGUAAAUGGGCAGAAGAAUAAACAGUAUCGCUAUCGAGUGAUCAUCCAGAUGCCAGCUAAUGGAGGUCAGGAGUGUCCAGAAGUCCUUUAUGAAGAGAAAGACUGUGCGACUCCAUCUGUCUGUCCGGGUUACAGGUGGAAAACGCACAAGUGGCGUAAAUGUCAGCUGGUCCCUUGGAGCAUCCGCAGGGACACUAAAGGAGCUCAGGAGAACUGUGGAGCUGGAGUCCAAACCAGAGCUAUCUCGUGUAGGCAGCUGGAUGGUACAGUGGCUGAUGUGGUUCGGUGUCUGAAGUUUGCCAGCAGCAUGCCGGUGAUGAGCCAGCCCUGCCAGCUACCGUGUCGAGAUGACUGCCAGCUCACCAGCUGGUCCAAGUUCUCUCCCUGCACCUCGGACUGCGUAGGGGUCCGUACGAGGAGGAGAGCUCUCGUGGGAAAAAGCAAGAAGAAGGACAAGUGCAAGAACAGCCAGAUGUACCCGCUGAGCGAGACCCAGUACUGCCCAUGUGACAAAUACAACGCCCAGCCGGUGGGGAACUGGUCUGACUGCAUCCUGCCCGAGGGCCGCGUGGAGAACGCCGCAGGCCUGAAGGUGUUGGGAGACGUGAGAGACGUGAAGGAGUGCGGGCAGGGCUACCGCUAUCAGGCCAUGGUGUGCUACGACCAGGACAACAGACUCGUGGAGACGGCACGCUGUAACAGCCACGGGUACAUCGAGGAGGCCUGCAUCGUUCCCUGCCCGUCUGAUUGUAAACUCAGUGAAUGGUCCAACUGGUCGCGCUGCAGUAAAUCCUGUGGCAGCGGGGUCAAAGUUCGUUCGAAAUGGCUCAGAGAAAAGCCUUACAAUGGAGGAAGACCCUGCCCGAAACUGGACCACCUUAACCAGGCACAGGUGUACGAGGUGGUCCCGUGCGUCAGCGACUGCAGUCAGUAUAUCUGGGUCGCUGAACCCUGGAGCGUGUGGAAGGUCAGUAACGUGGAUCUGAAGGAGAACUGUGGAGAGGGCGUUCAGACCAGAAGAGUCAGGUGUAUGUUGAACACAGUGGACGGUCCCUCCGACGCAGUGGAGGACUAUCUGUGUGAUCCAGAGGAGAUGCCGCAGGGGACGAGGGAGAGCCGUCUGCCCUGUCCCGAGGACUGUGUGCUGUCCGACUGGAGCCCCUGGACCCCGUGUGACCUGCCGUGUUCUGGAAGAGGAGACCGGGAGAGAGACGGCUUUGCGCUGCGUCUGCCUAAAGAAGGAGAGGACUGUCCGGUCAGCAUGCAGACCGAGCCCUGCUUCCUGAACCGAAACUGUUUUCACUACAGCUACAACAUCACCGACUGGAGCACAUGCCAAUUAAGUGCCAGCGCUGUGUGUGGAAUCGGUCUCAAGACGAGGAUGCUGGACUGCGUUAGAAGUGACGGCAAAUCUGUCGACCUCAAGUACUGCGAGAAGCUGCGCUUGGAGAAGAAAUGGCAGAUGAACGCUUCCUGUACGGUGGAGUGUCCAGUCAACUGCCAGCUCUCUGAUUGGUCAGCAUGGUCAGACUGCUCACAGACCUGUGGCCUUGAAGGGAAGAUGUGGCGCAGACGGACGGUGGUUGAGGCGUCUCAGGGGGACGGCAGGCCGUGUCCGGCUCAGAUGGAGCAGUGGAAGCCGUGUCCUGUGAGACCCUGCUACAGAUGGCAGUACGGCCCGUGGUCCGAGUGCCGUGUCGAGGAGGUGGUGUGUGGGGUGGGCCUGCGUUUCCGGAACCUGUCGUGCUUUGUAUCAGAUGGCUCCGGCGAUGGGAAGAGCAGUAUUGUAGAAGAAGAGCUCUGUGCUGGAUUGGAGCAGGCUGUCGAUGGAGAUAAGAAUAUUGUUCUGGAGGAGACCUGCACCUUACCCUGCCCUGGUGACUGUUACCUGAUGGAGUGGUCCGACUGGAGCCCGUGUCAGAGUGUGUGCGUGAAGGGUCAGCGGUUGGACUUCAGUCCGGCUCAGGUCCGUUCUCGGGCCGUCAUCGCUCAGGAGCCGGAGAACAUCGCUCAGUGUCCCGAUCAGGAGUGGCAGACCCGGCCCUGCAGCAAUGGGGAGUGUUAUGAGUACCAGUGGAUGGGCAAUCCUCAGCUGAUCUGGUGUCAGCGCUCGGAUGGAAUAAACGUCACAGGUGGAUGCCCUCCAGCGCUACUGCCAGGGACGGACCAGUCAUGUGAUCCGCCUUGUGACAAACCACAGUCAUUUUGCUCAGAGGAAGGCGUGUGUGUGUGCGAGGAGGGCUACACCGAGGUGCUCACGGCCGAGGGGAUGCUGGAGCAGUGUGCUCCCAUCCCUGUGCUCGAAAUCCCCACCGCAGGGGACAAGAAAUCUGAUGUGAAGACCAGCAGGGCCAUCAACCCCACCCUGCCCACCACAAUACAGCCUGGCGCGCCGGGCAUCACCUGGUACCUGCAACCCUUUGGACCAGACGGAAAUGGUAACGGAGGCGCGGAGUUCCCCGGUAGUUUAUCAGGUCACGAUACCGCAUGCUCGCACAGCAGUGUUGCCGUGGCCAUUCGCUGCCGACGCCAGAUUUCGCCAACAGCAUGCGGCGGAGGUUGUCGCUCCAUGAGCGAUUUCCACCUGCCCAGGCGUCGCGUUGUCAGAGUCGGCGCCAGUUAG
This is a messenger RNA of Puntigrus tetrazona (Sumatra barb), 3177 nucleotides long. Its product is annotated as thrombospondin type-1 domain-containing protein 7A-like. Gene Ontology annotation, cellular component: plasma membrane. Gene Ontology annotation, biological process: actin cytoskeleton organization. NCBI's taxonomy places the organism in Eukaryota, Metazoa, Chordata, Actinopteri, Cypriniformes, Cyprinidae. The record is from RefSeq and is a predicted model, not a curated record.